UCUCUCUCUCUCUCAUAUGGCUUCUCAAGUUAACCCGCCUAGAUGGACACCAAGCCAAAGCCCGACUAGAACACUCCAAGCCAAUGUUCCCGUAGAGCCGGAGAUUCACUUUCAUGAUCCAGAGACAGAGGGCGUGGCUAGCUUGGGUUCAAAUCAUGAAGAUUCCUUGCCCUUUAGUAACUCCAAGUUUAAUUUCGCAUUUAGCGAUGGGCGCCCAACGUCCCAACAACUUGGUCCACCAGCUCGAACCGUUUCACACCCACCUGGACCUCAAGCACCGGUGUAUAUUGGUGGUGUCGAGGACCCAGUGGCUAUGGAGAUAAUAAAGUCGAUGGAGGUGGAGAGGGUUCGCGUUGAGAGGCCGGUGCAGGAGUGGCGAGACGAAUAUGUGGUGAGUUUUAACCAGAAUCCUGGUGGUGGUGGCGGCGGCGGUAGUGGAGCUGUUGGGUUGAAGGGGAAUGGGAUUUUCUUGACGUGGAAGGACUUGUGGGUGACGGUGCCGGACAAGGAAGGCGGCCACCGGGCCAUCUUGCAGGGUGUUACGGGAUAUGUGGAGCCUGGAGAGGUGUUGGCUAUCAUGGGUCCUUCUGGUUGUGGGAAAUCAACACUUCUUGAUACUCUAGCAGGGAGACUUGGGGAUAACACGAGAAGGACAGGAGAGAUCCUCGUCAAUGGCCGUAAACAAAGUUUAGCCUUUGGCACUUCGGCCUAUGUCACACAAGAUGACACCUUAAUGGCAACACUAACAGUAAAAGAAGCCAUGUACUAUUCAGCAGAACUCCAACUUCCCGACUUCAUGUCGAGAUCAGAGAAGAGAGAGAGAGCAGACGUUACCAUAAGAGACAUGGGAUUGCAGGACUCAAUCAACACGAGGAUUGGAGGGUGGAGUUCCAAAGGCCUGAGUGGUGGACAGAAGAGGAGAGUCAGCAUCUGCAUCGAAAUCCUGACGCGCCCAAAGCUUCUCUUUCUCGAUGAGCCUACCAGCGGGCUAGACAGCGCUGCGUCUUUCCAUGUGAUGGACCGUAUUAUAAAGCUCGCAAAACAAGAGCAGAGGACUAUGGUCGUGUCUAUCCACCAGCCUAGCAGUGAAGUCUUUGAGCUGUUUCACAAUUUAUGCCUUCUCUCUUCUGGUCGAACUGUCUAUUUUGGUCCCACUUCAGCUACAAAUGAGUUUUUCACUAUCAGUGGCUUCCCUUGUCCACCAUUGAGGAAUCCAUCUGAUCACUAUCUUAGAACGGUCAACAAAGAUUUUGAUGUGGAUAUUGAACAAGGACUUGGUGGCAGAAAGAUGAGCAUUGUAGAGGCAAUUAAUACCCUCGUCAAGUCAUACAACUCAUCUGAGGCUUACAAACAAGUUCAACAACGGGUAUUCGAGAUAUGCCAACAGGGUGGAGGAAGACUGGAGAAGAAGGGAAGCCAAGCAGGCUUUAUCACUCAGUGUCAUGUUCUCACUAGAAGAUCCUUCGUGAACAUGUAUCGUGAUUUAGGCUACUAUUGGCUUCGCUUAGCGAUUUAUGUCUUCAUGUGCUUAUGUGUUGGGAGUAUUUUUUACGACAUCGGAUUCACCUAUGGAUCCAUUCAGGCUAGAGGUUGGAUGCUCAUGUUUGUGACUGUACUUUUGACAUUAAUGGCAAUAGGUGGAUUCCCCUCUUUUGUGGAGGACAUGAAGAUUUUCACUCGAGAGAGGUUAAAUGGCCAUUAUGGUGUUGGUGCAUUUGUCGUCGGAAACACAUUUUCUUCCCUUCCUUACCUGUUUCUUAUCUCUGUGAUACCCGGGGUAAUAGCUUAUUACCUUGUUGGACUUCAGAAAGGGAUAGACCACUUUGCCUACUUUGUGCUAAUGUUAUAUGCAUGCAUGUUGCUGGUCGAAAGCCUGAUGAUGAUUGUUGCAAGUGUGGUUCCAAAUUUCCUCAUGGGAAUUAUUACCGGGGCUGGAAUUCAAGGUGUGAUGAUGUUGAAUGGAGGCUUCUUUCGAUUACCAAACGAUCUUCCCAAGCCGUUUUGGAGAUACUCAAUGUACUAUAUCGCCUUCCAUAAGUACGCAUACGAAGGGCUUUUGAAGAAUGAGUUUAAAGGAUUAACGUUCCCUAACAAUCUAGCAGUAGGACCACGAACGAUUACUGGUGAUGAGAUCUUGAGAAAUAUAUGGCAAGUGGAAAUAGGUUAUUCCAAGUGGGUUGAUGUUGCCGUUAUACUAGGGAUGGUUGUUUUAUACAGGCUCAUAUUUUUGGGAAUCAUAAAAACUGUUGAAAAGGUUAAGCCCAUUCUAAGAAAGCUCAUGGCAGGUUCUUCGAAAAAACCGACUCUUGUAGAAGAUCCCUACACCAUAUCACCAGCUAAUUAAACAAGAUUUCUCUUGUCUUUGAAGUUGUUAGUGUUUGUAUAUGGUGAAGAAUUUUCAAUUAAUUAAUAUAUCAUCGUAUCUUUCUGUCAAUGAUUUAUAUAAUUCUUUCUUAUUUGCCGAUCAUAAUAGAAUGUUACACUUGAGUUUGCUCAAGAUCAAUGACUUGUUGGUCUAAUGCUAU
Molecule: messenger RNA, 2525 nt
Organism: Rhododendron vialii
Lineage: Eukaryota; Viridiplantae; Streptophyta; Magnoliopsida; Ericales; Ericaceae
Product: ABC transporter G family member 1-like
Exons: 8
Coding region: 17-2344 (775 amino acids)
Cellular component (GO): membrane
Molecular function (GO): ATP binding; ATP hydrolysis activity; ABC-type transporter activity
Source: RefSeq, a predicted model, not a curated record